AUGUGGUGCCGGAUCGGCUGGGAACACGGCGCCAUGAAUGCCAGACCCCAAGCUGUGGCCAAGGACCUUCCUCCUGUCCUCCUGUCGUAUGCUGCUGAGCUUGCAGCACUCGAGCAAGCCGCCCUAUGGACCAGUGUGUGGGUUGAUGCCAAUUAUGCCGCAUGGCAUGCACGCCCUCAGCGAGUUGUCAUUGCGGUUGAUAAUCAAGCGGCCCUUCAGGUUGCUGCUGGGCACGGGAAGGCUACCACCCCAUGGGCGCGAGGCGCCCGAUUCGCAUGGCAGGCGGUCCAGUCUCGCCUUACCACCGAGUUCGCUCAUGUUCAGGGGCAUGCGGGCUUUCUGGUCAACGAGAUAGCGGACUGCCUCGCUGGACUUGCCUCGAAGGGCACCAAUGCUUCGCCUACCUUUCCCCGCCCUCUUACACCUCUCUGGAAUGACCUCUGGGAACAAUCGGCUGAACACCUGUGGCUGGUACCCUUUGGGACCCUAGUGGGGCAGAGUUCCAUGCACAUGCGCUUCCCCGACUCCGAGGGGCUGCCGUCUCCUUACUUGGAUGCCGCUGCACACAACACUCCGGACUGCCAAGAGAACGGCGAUCGGCAGGAGCGCGUUGACACGAUCCCUUUUCGCGCGGUUCAAGCCAAUGUCCAAACUAUCAAAGAUGUGACUCCACACUUUUUCAACAAGGCCGGCACUGGCCAACGCAGAGCCUACCUCAGCCGACAGCUGAAACGGCUACGGGCUGACAUAGUGACUCUGCAAGAAUGCCGAUCCCGCGCUGGCCGCUGGGCCACAGGGAGCUUCCUGACUUGGCGCUCGGGAGCAGACCGAGCAGGUCAAGGGGGGUGUGAGGUCUGGGUCAGAGCAGAUUGGCUGCCGGACUGCUCUACACUGGAGGCGUGGACGAUCCAUGACUCCUCCCCCCGUCUGCUUGCGGUCUCCACUGCUCGCAGGCGCCCACCUGUGGUCAUUGUCGCGGCUCAUGCACCACAUGCCGACCGACCGCCGGCGGAGAUUCGGGCAUUCUGGGGUGCACUGUCGACCUGCCUACGCGAGUUUCCGGCAGGUUCAGCUAUCCUUGUGGGCAUCGAUGCAAAUGCGGAUUUCACACAUGCGGAUGAAAUGCAGGAAAGGGUCGGAAGUCUCGUCUCAGGAGCGGACCCGCGACUGGGCGAUGAGCGCAUGUUCCAGCUAAUAUGUGACCAUAACCUGCAAGCGCCAGCAACUCUGGAAACUGUGCACGUCGGGCCACGUUGGACCUGGAGGCAUGCUUCAGGUCUGCAGAAGCGGCUCGACCACUGGCUCACAACCGCGCAGCACUGGACCUUUUCCAAGACCCGACAAUGUCCGGAGUUCGACAUCCUGCUGGGUGCCAGGGAUCACAUGCCCUUGUCGAGCCAAGGGGUACUGUCCAUGCCCUCCACACCGCCAAGCGUCAGCCGGCGAUUGGCCUCCCCUGUCGAGUGUGCUAGCCUAGCUCCCAAGGUCUGGGGAGUUCAGCCGCCCUGGGAGGUGCUUCUCGGCAUGUCGCCCGCGGAGCAAGUGGCAUGCCUGCAGUCCACUUAUGAUAAGGCCGUGGCGGGGCUGCCGCGGCGUCCGGUUGCGCGACCCACUCAGCCAUACCUUAGUAGGGAGGCAUGGAACACCCUGCGACUGCUCAAGCGAGUGCGGGCACUCAAGGAAGCUGCGAGGCGGCAGGCUAUCCGGAGGUGGCUGCGCAUAUGCUUCCGGGCAUGGAGGCGGCCAGACCAUCGCCCCAGGCAGCAGACACGACCGUGGCACCUCUUUGCACGGUUGGCACGACAAGAGCGAUGCCUGGCUAGGAGAGCACACACUCUAGGGAGAAGAGAUAAGGCCCGGCACCUCCUCUCUCUCCUUGCUGCAGCUACGGGGCGCUGGCAUGCCACUGGCCGCACAGACCAAGCCUUGCUUCGCCUCCGGUGGGCAUCCCGUCGAGCCGCGGACCGCAGACGUGUCAAGGCCGCUGGAGGGUUCGCUACGCAGGCCCAACUACGGGAGCAAUUCCGUGAGCAAGAGGCCGGCACAGUUGUGACCCCUGCCGCACUGGCAAACACGCAUGCUGAGUGGCAACAGACGCCAGGACACCCUUGUGUACAGGCCGUCCCCAGCCUCACUGACGUCGAGGCCAUAUGCCGCAAGCAGAAGGCUGACAAAGCCCCAGGACCUGAUGGGGUUCGCAACGGGCUCUGGAGAACACAGCCUGCAGCUGCGAGCCGCUGGCUCUGGCUCCUGCAGGCCAAGAUGGCCCUUAAGGGCAGAGAGCCGCCACAGUUCAAGCAUGCAAUCGUUUGUGCCUUGUAUAAAAAAGGGCCCGCGCACCUGCCCUCCAACUAUCGAUCCAUUGCCCUACUCAAUGGCGCUGCCAAACUGUGGCACAGCCACAUUCGCAACACGGUCGGACGCCGCCUUGUCCAAUCGUAUCAGCCCCUCCAGCUGGGAGGCAAACCCGGAAUGCACGUCGGGUACGCACUCACAGCAUACCGUGCUGCCACCGGCCUGACUGCGAGCAACGGACACUCGCUCGCGGCCAUGUUCGUUGACGUCCAAGCUGCCUUCUAUGAAGUCGACAGAGGCCUGCUUUUCGGCGAGGACGCUUGCCGAGCACGGGGCCAACAAAUCCUCCCCUGGCUACAGUCCUUGCUGGACGCUGGAGCCUUAGAUCAGUUGGGUCUAUCACCUGCGGAAACCUGCUUGCUGCAGGACUGUGUCGCUGGCUCGAGCUGGCUUCUUCGUGGCGACAAGAAUCCCAUCCUCGCCGCUAGGGGCAGUCGGCCGGACGACGGCCUAGCAGAUAUCCUCUUUGGCGCAGUAAUGGCAUGUCUGAUUCGGCACCUCACUGACCAGCUUUCCCAAGCAGGAAUUGCCCACCACGGCCUCUCGCUGGCUUUAGGAUACCAGGUGGCACAAGUCUGCCCUAUUGCAUGGGCCGACGACUUGGUUGUGCUAGCUGAUGUGCCUGCUGCAACCCUGACACAUGUCGUCGUUUGGCAACGAUUACCCUAA
Messenger RNA from Symbiodinium natans, 3024 nucleotides. NCBI's taxonomy places the organism in Eukaryota, Dinophyceae, Suessiales, Symbiodiniaceae. The record is from the annotation of a GenBank genome assembly.